AUGUCUCGGUACCGGUAUCUGUUAGACUUCUCGUCCAGUUCACUUUUGGGAUACUCAAGCAUCACAAUGCCACGGCGCUCCCAACACUCAAGCGGUACUUUGACCUGCUCUCACGAUGAUAACUUCGAGACAGACGCAUCCAGUUUCCUCUCGCAAGAUUUUGACAUCGAGAUUGAACCAUCAGAAGAUUAUGGUGUGGUCCAUGAUGAAGUCCAACAAGAUCCACGUAUUGGUCUGGCGUUGAAUGCAGACUUCGCCAACCCGACCUUAGCUGAGGGGCCGAUAGAUCUCUUAGCAGACGAAGAUGUACGCAUUGCACCAGUUCUACAGGAUCUCAUGUUCGACUACGCAGAAUACCUCUCACAAGCAGCAGUCAAGGCUUCGGUUGACGGUACUAGCACGUCUCCGUACGAUAACUCUGACAAGUACGAAACCGACAAUACCGAGACCAACUGGGACGAUCAGGAGGAUACACUAUUGGACGUUUAUGCUGGGCUGCACACUGACCUGUUUCAGUCUCAGAUUGGGAUGAGACACUCUUUCGAUGAGUUGCAAGUCUCGAAACCUGCUACAACGGCAGUCUUGAUACUUCAAAAGGAAAGAAAGCUGUCCAGCAUGCCUUACCUGACAAUGUCGCCCGUCAUACAGGUCGCUAUGUUUGAUUCGCAAAGCGUGGCAUUCAGCAUUCGAAUAACGGUGCACGAGCCGGCUGCCUCGUCUCAAAAUGAUUUUAACAGGCCAAAUCAUAAAUCGGUCGCCGACAAGGCUUGCGUCGUAGCUCCAAUAGUACGCACCGAGCUCAUCGACGCAGCUCACCUGCCCGGGAGCUUCCCUGACUUCCACAGGGCCACUGUGCCCAAAGGCUUACACAAGCUCGCAGGGGGACAAUCAUACGCCUGGCCACUUCGACCAGAAGACUCAGCAUCCAACAUCGUGGUCGCAGCAAAGCAUCUGAACAUAUCUCGUGCGAAAGCCUAUAGGGUCACGAAACGACUAGACCUUGGGUGUGAGCCCGAUGAUCUGCUGAAAUACGUUCCUGAGCAACUACAUAGUGACGUAAAAGAGUGGCUGCAGCAGGUCGAACUUGUGGAAUUUGAGGACGAGGAUCAUGAGACUUUCGUUGCCGCGCCGUCGUUCUUCACUUGGCUUGAGCACAAUUGCAUUGCUGAGCAUGUGCUGAAUACUAGCAUAGUGGUUGCGCUUGCCGCUGUUGCGCUUACCGGCCACAUAUAUUGGUGA
This is a messenger RNA of Didymella exigua CBS 183.55, 1239 nucleotides long. RefSeq lists its product as uncharacterized. NCBI's taxonomy places the organism in Eukaryota, Fungi, Ascomycota, Dothideomycetes, Pleosporales, Didymellaceae. The record is from RefSeq and is a predicted model, not a curated record. The transcript has 2 exons. Bases 1 to 1239 code for a protein of 412 amino acids.